Neodiprion virginianus is the source of this 2606-nucleotide messenger RNA. It is a transcript of the gene Urod, whose product is annotated as uroporphyrinogen decarboxylase. Gene Ontology annotation, molecular function: uroporphyrinogen decarboxylase activity. Gene Ontology annotation, cellular component: cytosol. The transcript is spliced from 6 exons. The record is from RefSeq and is a predicted model, not a curated record. Lineage: Eukaryota; Metazoa; Arthropoda; Insecta; Hymenoptera; Diprionidae. Bases 150 to 1220 code for a protein of 356 amino acids. Gene Ontology annotation, biological process: heme biosynthetic process.
UGACAUAUAUGCAAUCUUAUGAGUGAGAAAAUUCGUCGCAUAGUCGUACGGUCACACAGUAUUUAACGAAGGUGGUGUGAAUUAAUAGUAAUUGUCUUUUGUAAUUACUAAUAUAUGAUAGUAAUUGUUAUUUCUUUGUUGAGGCAAGAAUGACCGAGCAUAAUUUUCCACCUCUAAAAAAUGACCGGCUGCUCAGAGCUGUUCGAGGAGAGCCUGUUGACAAGGUUCCUGUUUGGAUUAUGCGACAAGCUGGAAGACAUUUACCUGAAUUCAGGGAAAUUCGUUUAAAACAUGAUUUUUUUACCAUCUGUCGAACACCUGCGCUUGCAUGUGAAGUCACCCUGCAACCCAUAAGGAGAUUUGACUAUGACGCUAGCAUAAUAUUCUCUGACAUCUUAGUUAUCCCACAGGCUAUGGGGAUGGAAGUGGAAAUGAAAGCUGGAGUUGGUCCAGUUUUGCCAGAACCUCUAACAGACCCAUCUCAUUUAUUAAGAUUGAUAACGCCCGAUGUUGAGAAAACUUUGGGUUAUGUCGGCGAUGCCAUAACGCUGACACGACAAUGUUUACAAGGAAAAGUACCCCUCAUCGGUUUUACUGGGGCACCGUGGACAUUAAUGGGCUACAUGGUGCAAGGUGGUGGUAGUUCAACAAUGGCUCAAGCCAGGUUUUGGCUUUAUCAUUAUCCAGAGGCUUCACAUCAGUUGCUACAACAGAUCACUAAUGUUGUAAUUGAUUACUUGGUGAUGCAAGUAAAAUCUGGUGCUCAGCUCCUACAAGUAUUUGAGAGUUCGGGUGAUUUUUUAAACGAUGAAUUAUUUCAAAAAUUUUCUCUCAAAUAUCUUAAGCAAAUCAACGAAGGAGUGAAGAAAAAACUGGAUGAGCUUAACAUUCCACAAGUUCCAAUGACUGCAUUUCCUAAGGGUGCUACCUUGAAUUCCCUUGAAAUGCUCGUUAAGGAAAGUGGAUAUGAUGUGAUUGGAUUGGAUUGGACGGUAGAUCCUGCAGAGGCAAGGGCCCGAUUAGGACCAAAUGUUACUCUGCAGGGGAAUAUGGAUCCUUGUGCACUAUAUGCAUCAGAGGCUGAAGUAUUCCAACGUGCUGCAAAUAUGGUCAAAACAUUUGGCAAGGAGCGGUACAUUGCAAAUUUGGGUCAUGGUAUUUUACCGGAUGCACCUAUUGCAUCUGUUGAAGCAUUCAUCACGGGAGUUCAUUCGGUUUGAUAGGUACGAUGUCAGAGAAAAUACAUUGAGUAAGUGAACACUUGAGUAUGAGUUAAUGAAAUUCUGGCUCAAUGAUAGAAUGGAAACUGUAUAUCUUGUCAAGUUCAAGAAUUUGCCACAGAAAAGGUGAACUCUGGCACUUAUCGUUUAGAACAAAGCUUACUCAAUUGCAAAGAUACUGUGACAGCUGAGUCUGCAACAGUGAAUGUUUUUCACAGACAUGGAUUUGCGUUUUUGCAGUAUCAAUGAUUUCUUACAAUUCAUAACUAUUUUUUCACUUAGUUAUUUGAAUCACGAAUCACAAGUUUUAUUGAUAUCAGUAGGGCUGCAAAUUCAACAGUGAGAAACUUAAUAUGAAUUACCAGACUUGCUGCAUUCUUUAAUAAUUCAGUCUACCAACUGGAACUCCUAGAUUCAUUUUGUUAUUUGCAAUUUACAAUGUCACAUGUUAUAGAAUACUAUAUAUAAUUAAUCAGAAUUCUUUCCUUUUAUACACUAUGAAUUUAAUCAUCGUUGUUGAAAAUAAAAAAGUUGUAAAAAAAUUACUGUAUUUAGUACGAAUAGCUUGAGAAUUGGGAAUCCGUCAGUAUUUGAAGUUGGCAAAAUUGAGGCAUCAAAAAUAGAAAUGUGUCUAUAUUGAAUAAUUUAUGAUGACCUAGUCAGCCAAAACUGGGAAAUCAGAGAAAAUUCAGCGGAUUUUGUAUGGAGGUAUGGAGAGAGAAUAAAGCUUCCCUCUUGAAAAAGCAAAAUAUUUAGAAUAUUUGUCUCCAUGUGCUCGGUUAGCAUCAUCGUUAAAUAGAUCAGAAACGUAUUUUUAAAUACGAAUUGAAAUAGAGCUCUAUUUAUUAGAUACUGGAAUCGCUAUUAUAAGUUUGGAUUUUAGUCGGGGAAAACUAAUAAUUUGGUCCAGGAAAAGUCAGGGGAUUUUUUUGACUAUUUUUAAUGGUCUUCAUUUCAUUCAACCUUGUUGGUGCUGUCCUCACUUUAAGUUUGAAUCUACCCAAUAUUCAAAAUUUGAUUAAUACGUUUAGACAUUUGAACUAUGUUUACAUAAUCAGGGUGGCGAAACACCAAGAAAAUCGGGAAUAAUCAGGGAAUUUUGUCUAUAAAAGUAUUAUUUUAAAUAUUUUAUCUAAAUGUCAAUUAUGAUGGCCUGCAGAAAAAACGCAUUUUUUUAUAAAUUGUGUUGAAAACUCAGCUAUGUUUCGUAAAGUCAGGUAAGCUAACUUCCGGAAAUGGCAUUGUUCAAUUUGUAAUUAUAUGUGUGAAACGAGGCAAUACUAUGGGUUUUUGGAUCUAAAUUUAUAUAUUGAAGGUGCAUAAUUUCUGAAACUUUUCGUCAUAAAAGCUGUCCAACAUUAUAGGGAAUUCUGAAUUUUUAGACAG